Phyllopteryx taeniolatus (common seadragon) is the source of this 384-nucleotide messenger RNA. RefSeq lists its product as uncharacterized. The transcript has 4 exons. NCBI's taxonomy places the organism in Eukaryota, Metazoa, Chordata, Actinopteri, Syngnathiformes, Syngnathidae. The annotation marks the transcript as partial. The record is from RefSeq and is a predicted model, not a curated record.
AUUGCAGUAAAUGUAAUAAGUAAUGAGAGCAUCCAGAAGUGUGUUGAAGAGGUGGGACAGCUGGUGCAAGAGGAAGGUCUAAACUGCCUCAUAAACAAUGCAGCUAUAAACGUGGAGGGUGACAUUCACACUGUUUCUGCUGAGAUGAUGAUUAAGAACUACCACACCAAUGCUGUGGCUCCUCUGAUGAUGACUAAGGCCUUUCUUCCUCUGCUAAAGAACGCUGCUUCCAGAGAAGCAAGUGGUACCAUAAGCAUGGGCAUCCAGAGGGCUGCUGUCAUUAACAUGUCUUCUAAGCGGGGCUCUAUACAGCUUAACAAGGGGGAGUACGCCAACGACUCUAAAUUGUACCCCUACAUCGUCUCCAAGAUUGUCUGGUUAUGA